Polypterus senegalus (gray bichir) is the source of this 2568-nucleotide messenger RNA. RefSeq names its product taste receptor type 1 member 1-like. Gene Ontology annotation, cellular component: membrane. NCBI's taxonomy places the organism in Eukaryota, Metazoa, Chordata, Cladistia, Polypteriformes, Polypteridae. Bases 1 to 2568 code for a protein of 855 amino acids. Gene Ontology annotation, biological process: G protein-coupled receptor signaling pathway. The record is from RefSeq and is a predicted model, not a curated record. Gene Ontology annotation, molecular function: G protein-coupled receptor activity. The transcript is spliced from 6 exons.
AUGGCUAGCCUGCUGCCUCUGUCUCUCCUCAUCAGUGCCUGUCCACCUCUGCUCUGGGGUCAACUCACAAGCAAGGACUUCUACGCUGGGCAGCUGAGGGCUCCUGGGGAUUAUAUUCUUGGUGGACUUUUUCCUUUGUUCAGAGCAAGUGCCAGAGUGAAUCAAAGUGAGCAGAUGGUGACCUGUGACAGGUUCAAUCCUCUGGGCUUUAACUGGCUACAGGCCCUGCGCUUUGCAAUUGAAGAGAUCAAUAACUCAAGUGACUUGUUGCCGGACAUUCAACUGGGCUUUGAGGUCUGGGACACCUGCCAACAGUUCAAUAGGGUCAUCACUCCAACACUCCACUUCCUGACUGUCCCCCUGGAUGAUGAGCUGCAACCUAAAUGUAACUACACUUCCCUAGUGCCACGCACACUUGCAGUCAUUGGGCCAAGUACCUCAGAAGAAGCUUUGACCUCAGCCACCAUGCUGAGCUACUUCAUGGUACCUCAGGUCUCCUACUCAGCCUCCAGCAGUUCUCUAGAAGACAGAACUCACUUCCCUUCAUUCUUCCGCACCAUCCCCUCAGACUCUCAGCAGACUUUGGCCUUGGUAGAGCUGGUAGAGAGAUUUCGCUGGGAUUGCAUUUCCAUCCUAGCCGCUGACUCAGACUAUGGCAAAGGAAGUUUGGCCACGCUGCAGGAACUUUUCAGGUACAGGAACGUGUGCAUAAGUUACUCAGAUGUCAUUCCUGGUGUUUCACAAGACAGGGAGUCGCUGCUACAGCAGAUGGUCAUCAAGCUGGACAUGUUCCUGGUCAACGUCACUAUCAUCUUUGCUGAUAUCUCUUCAGCCAUGGCGCUGCUGUCCAGUGUGAUCACCUGGCAGACAGCAGGUCGCAAUCGGGUUUGGAUCGCCAGCGAGGCCUGGUCCACUUCCAAUGAAAUUGCCAGCCUGUCCAACAUCCACAGCAUUGGGACCAUUGUGGGGCUGGCAAUCCAAACACACAUCUUUCCUGGAUUCCAGGAGUAUUUGCAGAGUUCAAAGGUGAUUCACACCCCAGCACCCACACAGCUGACCAACUUGAGCACAGCCAGUCUGGAGAGCUGUCAGGUGAGCAUGGCAGACGACACUCAAAUAGAGCUGCUGAAGAUGGCAAUAGUGGAGCCAGAAGAGAGGAUCUCCCUUAAUGUCUACACAGCAGUGUACAGUGUGGCCCAUGCCAUUCACAGUGCAAGGCAAUCAAUUGGGGCAGAUGCUACACUCCACCCCUGGCAGAUCCUUGAAGCAUUAAAGAGUGUGUCGUUUGAGGUGCACAACAUCAGCGUCUCCUUCAACAGCAAAGGAAAUCUCCACGCUGGCUAUGAUUUGCUUGUCUGGAAGGCUAUAGAUGGUACUAUUCAGUUUGUCCCAGUUGGCCAGUACACUGCUAUUGGCAGCCUGAGAGUGGACACAGAGGAGAUCUGGGCAGCUCAAGGAGUCCAGAUUCCAGAAUCAAAAUGCUAUGAGGACUGUCUCCCUGGACAAAUCUACAGGAAGAGGUUCUCGGCGUGGAGCAGCUGCAUGUUCAUAUGUGAAAACUGUCCAGAAGGAACAUACCAGGCAGAUUUGGUCACCUGUCUACCUUGCACGUUGGAGGAGUGGUCACCUGCACGCAGCACGGCCUGCCUGGAACGAGAUGCCCAGUACCUGUCCUGGGGGGACCCAUAUGUCAUGGUGCUGGUGGUCAUCGCGUGCUUUGGCCUAGCACUAAUCAUUGCUGUCUUUGUCCUCUUUGCGAUCCGACUAGACACCCCCGUAGUUAAGGCCGCAGGAGGAAGAAUGAGUCUCCUGAUGCUUUUCUCCCUCGCCUGCUCCAGCCUCAGCCUUGGCUCUUUUGUCGGGCGACCCAAUGAUUUCCACUGCAAGAUGCGACAGCCCCUGUUUGCCAUCAGUUUCACCGUCUGCAUCUCCUCCAUCUUGGUCAAGUCCUUCCAGAUCAUUUGCAUCUUCAAGAUGGCAGCCAAGCUACCUAUGGCCUACAAGUACUGGAUGCGGUACAAUGGUCCCUAUAUGUGCAUCCUAGGAAGCACGCUGAUGCAGGCCACGAUUUGUCUCAUCUGGUAUUCUAUCAAGGCACCUUACCUUGUGAAUAAUUACAAGAUCUCCAGCAACCAGGUCUACCUGCAGUGUUACGAGGGCUCAUUUGUAGGCUUCACACUCAUGCUCUCCUACAUUGGCCUGCUUGGGGUCCUCUGCUUCAUUUUUGCCUUCAUGGGACGAAAACUACCCAAAAACUACAAUGAAGCUCGUUUUAUUGUUGCAGGCAUGUUGAUAUAUUUCAUCUCUUGGUUCUCCUUCUUCCUCACGUAUGCCACCUCAGAGGGCAAGUAUGUUGCUGCAGUCCAGAUCUUUGCAGUGCUUAACAGCACCUGUGGGAUCCUCUUCACCUACUUCAUGCCCAAGUGCUACAUUAUCCUGUUAAAGCCAGAGAGCAACACAACAGCCUACUUUCAGAACUGCCUACGCAGUCACGGGGUGGCAAGGCACAGCUCUCACCCAUCAUCCACUGAAGCUACAGAACCUAAAGACACAGGGGACUGCACUUGA